Molecule: messenger RNA, 993 nt
Organism: Anopheles marshallii
Lineage: Eukaryota; Metazoa; Arthropoda; Insecta; Diptera; Culicidae
Product: ribonuclease H2 subunit A
Exons: 2
Coding region: 1-993 (330 amino acids)
Biological process (GO): mismatch repair; DNA replication, removal of RNA primer
Cellular component (GO): ribonuclease H2 complex
Molecular function (GO): RNA binding; RNA-DNA hybrid ribonuclease activity
Source: RefSeq, a predicted model, not a curated record
AUGGAUACCAAAGUGAAACAGGAAAUUAAGAGCGAAUCUGAAACGCAACAGCUCACCAUAAAUAGUUUGGAAAGUCUGGGACCAUAUAUUUUGGAACAGGAUAAUGCAAAGAACUUCGUAUACGUUUCCGAUAUACCACAGCUGUGCAAGGACGAGCCUUGUAUGCUGGGAGUGGAUGAAGCCGGCCGUGGACCAGUUCUCGGCCCCAUGGUGUACGGUAUUGCUUUCUGUCCUCUGUCGAAAAAGGACAUCCUGAAGCAGCUGGGAUUUGCGGAUUCUAAGCAACUGACUGAGGAAAAGAGAGACCAAAUUUUCGAUGAGAUGAACCGGAAAGAUUACGCUGUGGAAGCGCUUGGAUGGGCCGUUGAAGCUAUAUCACCGAACGUGAUCUCGAUGAGCAUGUUGAGAAGAACAAAGCAUUCAUUAAAUGAAGUGUCGAUGGAUUCCGCGAUUGGGUUGAUCAACGCCGCGAUCGAAGCCGGUGUUAACAUUGCCGAGGUGUACGUGGACACGGUGGGUCCUCCGGAGAAAUAUCAAGCCAAGUUGAAGGCUAUCUUUCCCAAAUUCAAGAUAACGGUCGCUAAGAAAGCCGAUAGUACCUAUCCAAUCGUAUCGGCGGCAAGUAUUGCUGCGAAAGUUACGCGAGAUCACGCCUUGAAAGUUUGGCGGUUCCGUGAACGACUGAACGAGAAAGAGAACACUUUCGGUAGCGGAUAUCCUGGGGAUCCAACGACGAAACGGUUUUUGGGAGAAAUUGAUCUUGUGUUUGGGUUUCCACGGUUGGUUCGAUUCAGCUGGUCUACUGCGAGCAAUGCGCUUGAAAAGAAAGCUUACGAUAUGGAGUUUGAAGAUGAAGGGGACGCGAAGGGUAAUCAGAAAGCUACAUAUGGAAGCGAGAAACUAUCCAAGUAUUUCUCGGCUUCUAAAAACGAGAACAGAAAGCGUAAUGAGUUCUUCCGGGAUCGUUGUUUGGAGCAUGUUGCGGAUAUUUGA